Thermochaetoides thermophila DSM 1495 is the source of this 819-nucleotide messenger RNA. Its product is annotated as reductase-like protein. The transcript has 2 exons. The record is from RefSeq and is a predicted model, not a curated record. Gene Ontology annotation, molecular function: oxidoreductase activity. NCBI's taxonomy places the organism in Eukaryota, Fungi, Ascomycota, Sordariomycetes, Sordariales, Chaetomiaceae. Bases 1 to 819 code for a protein of 272 amino acids.
AUGGAUCUGGAGUCGCUUUUCUCCGUCAAGGACAAAGUCGUCCUCGUCACUGGCGGUGCCAAGGGCAUUGGCCGGAUGAUCUCCGAAGCCUUUGUGAGGAACGGCGCCCGCGUGUACAUCGCCUCGCGCGACGGCAAGGCCUGCGACGCCGCAGCCGCCGAGCUUAACGCCCUCCCCGGCAAACCCUCCUCCGGCCAGGCCAUCGCCAUCCCCGCGAACCUGGCCUCACUGGACGACUGCAAGCGCCUUGCCGAGGAGCUCAAGAAGCGUGAAUCCAAACUCCACGUGCUGGUCAACAACUCCGGCGCGACCUGGGGCGAGGAGUAUGAGAAGUACCCCGACAGCGCGUGGACUAAGCUCCUGACUCUGAACCUCCAUCGCGUAUUCACCCUUACCCAGUUGCUCACGCCUCUUCUCGAGGCGGCAGCCGUCCGCUCCGCCGACGGCGUCAUCGUCGACCCCGCGCGUCUCAUCCACAUCGGCAGUAUCGACGGCAUCCGCGUGCCCAAGCUGCCCACCUUCGCGUACAGCAGCUCCAAAGCCGGUCUGCACCACCUGUCGCGGCAUUUGGCCGUGGAGCUGGGGCCGAGGGGGAUUACGAGCAACACACUGGCGUGUGGGCCGUUCCCGAGUAAGAUGAUGGCGCAUACGCUGAAGACGUUUGGCGAGGAGAUAAGGGCGGCGAAUCCGCUUGGGAGGAUUGGCUUACCAAGUGAUGUGGGAGGUGCUUGUUUGUUUUUGGCGAGUAAGGCAGGUGGGUUUGUGAAUGGCGCGACAAUUCGAGUGGAUGGGGGGGUCAGUUUGCAGAGUAAGAUCUAG